Molecule: messenger RNA, 1237 nt
Organism: Acomys russatus (golden spiny mouse)
Lineage: Eukaryota; Metazoa; Chordata; Mammalia; Rodentia; Muridae
Gene: Afmid
Product: arylformamidase
Exons: 11
Coding region: 71-991 (306 amino acids)
Molecular function (GO): arylformamidase activity
Source: RefSeq, a predicted model, not a curated record
CUGGGGCAGUCCCCCGCGCCCGGGUCCGGGUGAAAAGCCAGGAGCACAGCUUUUUCCUCCAGACCCACCCAUGGCGCUCCGUUGUGCGCUUUCCGCGGGCGAGGCGCCCUGGAAGACCUUGUCUGCAGAGGAGCUGGAGAAGCACUACUCGCCCAGCAGAUGGGUCGUCCGCAUGAAAGCAGAGGACGUCGUCAGGACCUUCGUGCAGAUAGGGAGCCGCGCCACCCAGAAGGCCCGGGCCACCAGGAGGAACCAGCUGGAUGUCCCCUAUGGAGACGGCGAAGGAGAGAAGAUGGAUAUCUACUUUCCUGAUGAGGAUUCUAAGGCUUUCCCGCUCUUCGUGUUCUUUCAUGGAGGAUACUGGCAGAGUGGAAGUAAAGAUGACUCGGCCUUCAUGGUGAACCCGCUGACAGCACAGGGGGUGGUCGUGGUGAUAGCGGCUUACGACAUUGCACCUAAAGGCACGCUGGACCAGAUGGUGGACCAGGUGACUCGCAGUGUUGUGUUUCUGCAGAGGCGAUAUCCAAGUAAUGAGGGAAUCUACCUCUGUGGACAUUCUGCAGGAGCCCACCUGGCCGCCAUGGUGCUCCUGGCCAACUGGACCCAGCAUGGUGUCACACCCAACCUCCAAGGCUUUCUCCUGGUGAGUGGGAUCUAUCAUCUGGAGCCCCUCAUAUCUACCUCCCAGAAUGCCUCUCUGCACAUGACUCUGGAAGAUGCUCAGAGAAACAGUCCACAACGGCGCUUGGAGGUGGCUCCAGCCCGGCCCAUGGCUCCAGCCUGCCCUGUUCUGGUGUUUGUGGGUCAGCAUGACUCCCCAGAAUUCCACCGGCAGUCCAGGGAGUUCUAUGAGACACUGCUCCGAGGAGGGUACAAGGCCUCUUUCCAGCAGCUGCACGGUGUGGAUCACUUUGACAUCAUAGAGAAUCUGGCCCAGGAGGAUGACGCGCUCACCCAGAUCAUUUUGAAAACAAUCUUCCAGAUGCUGUGAGGACACCUGGUCCCCAGCUUGUGUGCACCUCAGAGAGCCUCCAGAGAAGCGGUGACUGUUGUCCCUACCACUGGCUUGUCUGUCCACUUGGUACCUUCUCCCUGCUGUGAACACAGCCUCCAGGUCACCCUCCGCCCACCCAGAUGGAGCUCCAGGGAAAGCCGCAGAUUGGCACUGAGAGGUGCACACAGCCACCACCUGGCCAUCUGGCCCCCUGCGUGCUUACAGGGUGUGGUGGUCAACUUC